Messenger RNA from Ceraceosorus bombacis, 805 nucleotides. The record is from the annotation of a GenBank genome assembly. Lineage: Eukaryota; Fungi; Basidiomycota; Exobasidiomycetes; Ceraceosorales; Ceraceosoraceae.
AUGAACUUCUUUCGCGCAACAGCAUUGGCAUGCUGGCUAGCCUUGUGAGUUUUGAACAGGAAUUGAAUGGGAAUGUAAAAAAAAGGCGGUAAAUUGGAUAUGGGCCAUUCAGUCACGCGGCUUGUAUUAGUCUAGUCGCACGCACACACACAGUCUAAUGACAACAACGGCCUCUCCCACUUUUUUUUAAUCGCGCGCCACGCCCCGCCGGGGCAAAAUGCACAGGAGUUUGAGCAUCGUAUGCGAUGCCUUCCCACUCUCUCGACAUUGGCCCGUGCGACGAUCUGUCGAGCUGAACGUUGUUGAUCGUCAGCAGCAACAAGCAGGACGACAAGGACUGGAAAAACGUCUAGUAGCCGUAGGUUCGCUCACCGAACUGGGUAUACAAGCCGGCAUGGUCGGCAUGGGCAUCGGUACGAGUGCGGGCGAGCUAAAGGGGAUAGGCGGCAAGGUGAAUGAAGCGUUGAAAAAGGCCAAUGAGGGAGAAAACAAUGUGGAGCCAGAGUAUCCAAAGGAUAAGAAUGGACAUUGUCCCAAUUGCGGGCCCAAGCUAUCGGAUCAGGUGGAUUUGGAUGUGGAGCAAGAUGCGAUGCGAGCAGCGAUGGGUGCAGAGACUGGGCGUAUGAAGGAGGCGAACACCAAAGCUCAACAGGCAUUGGAUGCGCAGAAAGCAGCUUUCAACGAUGCGCUCGACAAGUUGGCAAAGACGCAACCAGAAAAGGUCAAGAAGAUCAAAGCUUACCUCGCUGCUCAUCCCAACGAUGCCAAUUCCAACGACAUCAUGGCCAUCAUGCAAGGCAAAUGA